AGUUUGAUUUCAAACGUGAAAACAUAAAGAUUUAGAUACAAAAAAUAAGAAAGUUUAAAACAUUUUUUGAAAAAUUUCAAAAUGAGAAAUGAACUUAUUGAUAGAUUCGAACGUGAUGGCUAUGUUGUUUUAGAAGACUUCUAUAGUUCAGAAGAAGUAGCAGAAAUGUUGACAGCCGGACGAAACUUAUGUUUUGAAGCACCGAAAGAGGAACGUAAAGUUUUUUCAACAACGAGUCCCGAGUCAUCACAGAACCGAGAUAAAUAUUUCAUUGAAUCUGGUGAUAAAAUUCGUUACUUCUUUGAAUCUGGAGCUGUUGGGAAAAAUAAUGAAAUACUAGUUCCCGAAGCAUUCGCUUUGAAUAAAGUUGGUCAUGCAUUAGCUAGCCUUCAUCCAAUAUUUCGAAAGUAUACUUUUGACAACAGAAUUAGAGAAAUUUGCUGGCAAUUAGGAUUUCAACGACCAGCUGUAGCUCAAAGCAUGUAUAUUUAUAAAAAUCCAGGUGUUGGAAGUGAAGUUGUUUCUCAUCAAGAUGGAACAUUUCUUUUCACUGAACCGGCGUCUACAGUCGGUUUCUGGAUAGCUUUAGAAGACGCUACUCUUGAAAAUGGGUGCCUGAAAUUCAUCAGAUCUUCACAUAAAACUGAUAUUCAUCGAAGAUACAUUAGAAAUGCUGACAAAAGCUCAAAAGAAAUUUUAAUUUAUGAUCGACCUGCACCUGUGUACCAGCUCUCUAGUUUUACAGCAGUUCCUGUUAAAAAAGGAACUUUGAUUGCAAUCCAUAGUCAAGUUGUUCAUCGCAGUGAAAAUAACAAAUCAAAAGCAUCUCGACAGGUGUAUACUUUUCAUAUGAUCGAGACUCGCCACACGAAAUAUUCAGAUGAAAAUUGGCUUCAAACAUCUGAACCUUUUCCUAUUCUUUAUGAACGAUAAGUUUAGAAUGAAUAUUAGUAAAAUAGGAGACGUUUCUAUUCAUUUGAUAAUUUUCUAUAAGUUCUUUUUAUACUUUAUACACAUAUGAAGUAGAGAUUAAAUCUUGACGAAAGUGAAUUAAAAUAAUGAAACCUUCAUAUCUAUAUAAAAUAUUCUUAUACACUAUUGACUGUUUGAAUCUUAAGCUAACAGCUUCACUAAUGAAAAGAAAACUUAAAAACCUUAGAAUGAUCUUGUAGAAAGUCUUGAGAGUUAUAAAAUAUUUUUAUAUCCUGAUGAUUGUAAAUUCUCUAAAACCAUUAACUGCGUCAAGCAUCUUUUACAACAAAAAACGACAUCAUUAUUUUUUUCAAAUGGUUUAAUUAAAAUGAAUUGCAACUGAAUCAUGAUAACUGUUCUUCCAUUUCAUUUUCACGGAGAACGUUUAAAAAAUUUUGAUGGCAAACUGUUGAAACUUGUCAAAAAAAUAAAACAAACAAUCCAUUAGCAGGACUUCUAAAGAUUUUAAAGAAGCACAGAAUCGUUUUGAGUUCCAUUAGGAAAAAAAAAACUUUAAAAAUAAGCUAAAAUUAAAUUGAUCGUUUUGAAUUUAGAUUUGUGACUGACAUAGAAAAGUCUAUGAAUGAAAAACAUGUAUAUUGAUGACGUUCUUUGUGAAUUUAAGGAAUUAUUAUUUUUAUUAUUUUUCAAAAACAAAUAUGUAUGAAACAUAAAAAAGGAGAGUUUGAAAAUCUAAAGAGAAUAUUAUUUCAUUGUACGCAUGAUCAAAUGAAAAAUAAAAAGUGAAAUGAACACUUUAUUUAUAUGGAAAACAA
Clunio marinus is the source of this 1748-nucleotide messenger RNA. NCBI's taxonomy places the organism in Eukaryota, Metazoa, Arthropoda, Insecta, Diptera, Chironomidae. The record is from the annotation of a GenBank genome assembly.